Molecule: messenger RNA, 831 nt
Organism: Mercenaria mercenaria
Lineage: Eukaryota; Metazoa; Mollusca; Bivalvia; Venerida; Veneridae
Product: GTP-binding protein Rhes-like
Exons: 3
Coding region: 1-831 (276 amino acids)
Molecular function (GO): GTP binding; GTPase activity
Source: RefSeq, a predicted model, not a curated record
AUGUCUCUCCUAGACCGAGGUGAAAAUGCAUUACCAGAAAAUUGCCGACGAUUGGUUGUUUUAGGUUCGAGCAAGGUCGGAAAGUCGGCUAUUGUGUCAAGGUUUCUGUAUGACCAGUUUGAUGGCAUAUACACACCAACUGUCGAGAACUUUUACCAGAAGAUAUACAAAAUUCGAGGAGAAACCUACAGACUGGAUAUACUAGACACUUCCGGGUUCCAUCCAUUUCCAGCGAUGAGAAGGUUGUCCUAUGUUACAGCGGAUUUGUUUUUACUGGUUUACGAUGUCAGCAGCCGAGAGUCCUUCGAGGAAGCGAAAAAGAUAUUACAACAAUUGCAAGAAUACUGUAGUCAAACAAUGCCAGUCUCGUGUCAUUUACCACCGCCUUUGGUUCUUGUGGGUAACAAGUUCGACCUUGCCAAAAAUCGAGCGAUUCACUGUGCGGAGAGUUUAACAAUUCUGGCGGGAAGACCAAUGUGUGAUUUUGUAGAAACGUCUGCUAUGUUAAACAUCAACAUCGAUGAAGCGUUCGUUCGUCUGUUUGAACUGGCAGAUCUUCCACCAGAAAUGAGCCCAGCUUUGCACCGAAAAGUGACUCCCUCGUAUGACGGAAGUGGUACAAAAAAGGGACUGUUUGGGUUUGUUAAUCGUAAGAUAAGUGAAGCAUGUGGCGCUGUGCAUCCGAAUGCAAGACGACCAAGCAUGAAUACAGAUCUUCUGAUGGCUCAGAACAGAAAGAGCUUUCUUGCUUCCCAAAUUAGACGAAGCAGUCCGUUACCGAAAAAGAAAAAAUCAAAAUUUACGCCUUUGUUGGUAGCAGUAUGUUGGUGA